Molecule: messenger RNA, 1029 nt
Organism: Exserohilum turcica Et28A
Lineage: Eukaryota; Fungi; Ascomycota; Dothideomycetes; Pleosporales; Pleosporaceae
Exons: 4
Coding region: 13-948 (311 amino acids)
Biological process (GO): protein deubiquitination; ubiquitin-dependent protein catabolic process
Cellular component (GO): cytoplasm
Molecular function (GO): cysteine-type deubiquitinase activity
Source: RefSeq, a predicted model, not a curated record
CGCCCAGCAACCAUGUCUGGAGGUUGGAAUACCAUAGAGUCUGAUGCGGGCGUUUUCACGUAUCUGAUUGAGAAGCUCGGGGUUAAGGACGUACAGUUUGAGGAGCUCACUACGCUCGAAGCUUCCGACUUGCAGAACCUCGGGACCAUCUAUGGUGUGAUUUUCCUCUUCAAGUACCCCACGGGCGAGAAAGCCAGCGACGUCCCCAAAGACGGCACGUACGACUACGAGGCGGCGAAUUCCUUGUUCUUCCCGGCGCAAACCAUCCAGAAUGCUUGCGGAACCCAGGCGAUAGUCUCGCUUCUGCUGAACAGGGAAGAGGAGAUUGAUAUCGGAAAGGAAUUGAAGGAGUUCAAGGAGUUUGCUGGCGACUUUCCGCCAGAACUACGCGGAGAGACGCUUUCAAACUCAGACCUUAUCCGCGAAACACACAACUCGUUCGCGCGUUCGUCUCCCUUUGUCGAUGAGACGCAGCGAACCGUGACGGAAGACGACGAUGUAUUCCACUUUAUUGCUUACACAAGCAUAAAAAACACGCUCUACGAACUCGACGGCCUGCAACCGGCGCCCAUCUCCCACGGGCCCUGCACUGCCUCGGAGUUUCCUCAGAAGAUCAUUCCCGUGCUGCAGCGCCGCAUCGCACGCUACCCUGCGACGGAAAUCCGGUUCAACCUCAUGGCGUGCUGUCGCGAUCUGCGUAUUCGCGCCCGAGAAAUCGGCGACGAGGACGAGCUGGAAGAGCAGGAGGAUAAGCGUGCGAGGUGGCUGUGGGAGAACUCGUUGCGAAGACACAACUUUGUGGGCUUUGUGGGCGAGUUGCUCAAGAGUGUUGUCAGGGCAAAGUUGGACCAGGGUGGGGAUGCCUAUGACAAGUGGGUUGACGAGGCCAAGGGCCGGUCGGCAAAGAGGAGGGAGGAGUUGAGGAAGCAGGGGAUUGCAGAGGAUUAGGGGGAUAGGGACGGUGAAGGUCAUGUGAUCCAGAUGACGCUGCAUAUGAGAACAUACACGACUCUGAUAAUGACGAAUACA